AUGGCGCAAGGCGUGGCGAGCGACUUCUCAAAGUGCCCGAACCACAUGCGCGGUGCAGACUUGCGCGGAGCCUCGCUCGGGCGCUCGAAGUUUGACGGCGUGGACCUGUCCUUCGCGAUCUUCGACCACGCAGACGUCCACGGUUCGACCUUCUACGACACCAAGCUCGAGAACGCGUCUUUCCUCGGCGCGAACCUGGCCAAGGCCAACUUCUUCACGGCCAACCUCCGCGGGGCCAACUUCACCGGCGCAACCUUGACAGAGGACUCGCUGCUCUUCAACUCGUCGUGGGAGAACACGAUCAUGGUCGACAUCCGGAUGGAGGCAGUAUAG
Messenger RNA from Emiliania huxleyi CCMP1516, 333 nucleotides. RefSeq lists its product as hypothetical. The transcript has 6 exons. The record is from RefSeq and is a predicted model, not a curated record. Lineage: Eukaryota; Haptophyta; Isochrysidales; Noelaerhabdaceae. Bases 1 to 333 code for a protein of 110 amino acids.